CGUAAGUUUCAUCUCUUUGGUGUGAAGUUUAUGUAUAUCAGGCUGACAUAGUGCGCCCACAUAUGUGGGCUCCACAUGUCAGCCUCGUGUGUGAGUUAUACAACGAUUACAUUUUUGGAUCCUUAUAAUUAAAUUUCUUCAGCUAUGGUGAUGGAGGAUAACUUUUUUAUUUUCCCUUUAAUUUAAAUUUAGGCUGGCGUGUGGAUGAUUUUUACUGGGCGGUGAAUUCCGUAGAGAGAAGAAAAGGCACGGCUCGGUAAAAACGAGAGAGAGAGAUGUCCUUUCUCUGUGAUAACGUCACGCCAUUCUAAUUACCCUUUUCUUCUUCCCCCGAUUGCCUCCUCCACUCUCGAUAACCUCUACUCUUCUCGAUCCCUUCCUGUUCACCUUUAUCCCUUCGCGGAAGAAGAAGAAGAAGAAGAAGAGUAAGAAGAAGAGGAAUUGGAGCGAUCGCUGUUACUCGGAGAUGAAGAGGGAGCACCAGGAUAGCUCCUAUGGCGACGGCGGAGGAGGAGGAGGAGCAAGUGGCUAUGCGGCGGAUAUGGGGAAGGGGAAGAAGACGAUAACGGAGGACGCGAAGUCGAAGGAGGAGGAGGAGAUGGACGAGCUAUUGGCGACGCUGGGGUACAAGGUGAGGUCGUCGGACAUGGCGGACGUGGCGCAGAAGCUGGAGCAAUUGGACAUGGCCAUGGCGAUGGGAAGCUGCGCCGCCCCCGACGACGGGUUCCUGCUCUCCCAACUCCAUCUCCCCCCCUCCGACGUCGUCCACUACAACCCCUCCGAUCUCUCAUCCUGGCUCGAUUCCAUGAUCUCCGAGCUCAACGCUCCCCCUCCUCCUCUCCCUCCUCCUCCUGCUGCUGCUGCUGCUGCGGAACCCAUCCUCACCACCGCCGAGCACCAGCACCGCUACUUCGAUCUCCCCUCCGCGGUCCCCGCCGCCGAGUGCGAUCUGAAGACGAUCCCGGCUCCCGCGGUCGAUCCCGCGGUGUUCGGAUCCGAUCCGUGCUCCGAGGUAACUAGGGAUCGGAAACGGAUGCGGAUCGGAGCCUCUGCUGCUUCCUCCUCGUCGUCUUCGUCCUCUUCGCCCUCGCCCUCGUCCGCGUCGUCGCUCGGCAGCGGGGGAAGAGGAGCGGAGGCGGUGCCGGUGCCGGUGCCGGUGCCGGUUGUGGUGGUGGACAGCCAGGAGGCCGGGAUCCGGCUCGUCCACGCGCUCAUGGCCUGCGCGGAGGCGGUGCAGCGGGAGAACCUUGCCGCCGCGGACGCGCUGCUGAAGGAGAUCUCGGUGCUCGCGGCGUCGCAGGGCGGCGCCAUGCGCAAGGUCGCAGCCUACUUCGCGGAAGCCCUCGCCCGCCGCAUCUACAACCUCCGCCCGCCGCGCCCCGACGCCUCUCUCUUCUACGACCUCCUCUACGCGCACUUCUACGAGGCCUCCCCCUGCCUCAAGUUCGCCCACUUCACCGCCAACCAGGCCAUCCUCGAGGCCUUCGCCGGCUGCCGCCGCGUCCACGUCGUCGACUUGGGCGUCAGGCAGGGCCUCCAGUGGCCCGCCCUCCUCCAGGCCCUCGCCCUCCGCCCCGGCGGCGCCCCCUCCUUCCGCCUCACCGCCGUCGGGCCCCCCGCCUCCGGCGACGCCCUCCGCGAGGUCGGCUGGAAGCUCGCGCGCUUCGCCGACGCCGUGCGCGUCGACUUCCGCUACCGCCCCCUCGUCGCCGCCUCCCUCGCCGACCUCGACGCCUACACGCUCCAAAGGCCCUCCGCCGCCGCCGCCGCCGCCGCCGCCGAGGUGGAGGAGGAAGAGGAGGAAGCGGCGGAGGAGGCGGUGGCGGUGAACGCGGUGUUGGAGCUCCACCAGGUCCUUGCCCAGCUCGGGGCGGCGGAGAAGGUGCUGGGGACGGUGCGCGCGCUGCGGCCCCGGGUAUUCACCGUGGUGGAGCAAGAGGCGAACCACAACGCCGGCUCGUUCCGGGACCGGUUCACGGAGGCGCUGCACUACUACUCGACCGUGUUCGACUCGCUCGAGGGAUGCGGAUCGGCCGGGUCGUCGGACCGGGUGAUGGCGGAGGCGUACGUGGGGCGGGAGAUCGCCAACGUGGUGGGGUGCGAGGGGCCGGAGCGGACGGAGCGGCACGAGACGCUGGCGCAGUGGCGGGGGCGGAUGGGCCGGGCCGGGUUCCACCCGGUGCCCAUCGGCUCCGACGCCUUCAAGCAGGCCAGCACGCUCCUCGCCCUCUUCAGCGGCGGCGGCGGCGGAGGCUUCCGGGUCGAGGAGAGGGAAGGCUGCCUCACCCUCGGCUGGCACACCCGCCCGCUCAUCGCCACCUCCGCCUGGCGCGCCGCCCCCACCCCCUAGUAGGAGUCGUACCGACUGCCCGUCCGAUGCGCCGACGACUCUCUCGCCGGAUCCGCCCGUCCGGUCCGCAUUGACUGCGGGGAGCCGGACCCGAAACGAACCUAACCGAACUGCUGCAGUUCGGCCAGAUAGA
Molecule: messenger RNA, 2483 nt
Organism: Ananas comosus (pineapple)
Lineage: Eukaryota; Viridiplantae; Streptophyta; Magnoliopsida; Poales; Bromeliaceae
Product: DELLA protein SLN1-like
Exons: 1
Coding region: 467-2350 (627 amino acids)
Biological process (GO): regulation of DNA-templated transcription
Cellular component (GO): nucleus
Molecular function (GO): sequence-specific DNA binding; DNA-binding transcription factor activity
Source: RefSeq, a predicted model, not a curated record